Molecule: messenger RNA, 825 nt
Organism: Prunus armeniaca (apricot)
Lineage: Eukaryota; Viridiplantae; Streptophyta; Magnoliopsida; Rosales; Rosaceae
Source: the annotation of a GenBank genome assembly
AUGGCUUCCUCUUUGUCUGCGACACCUCUUGCUUCUUCUAUGGUCUCUCUUCCUAAUAUCUCCUAUGUUGUUUCUAUCAAAUUGGAUCGUACGAACAACAUCAUUUGGAAAGCUCAGUUCUUGCCCCUGUUGAAGAGUACUGAUUGGCAUAAACUUGAUCAACAACUGCUCAGUUGGAUUAAUUCUACCCUCACUCCUGGCGUGCUCUCUCAAGUUUCUCGUUGUCUUACAGCUCGUGAUCCCUGGAUCUCUUUGGAGAAACGUUUCAAUUCUCAGUCCCGUUCUCGUAUUCUUCAGUUGAAGCACCAGCUGCAAACCACCAAACGCGGUACCUCCUCCAUCACUGAUUUUGUCGAUCAAAUGACUGCUGUUGCUGAUAGUUUGGCUCUUGCUGGCAAACCCGUGGAUGAUGAUGAUCUUAUUGACCUUAUUCUCAAUGGUCUCAGACCGGCGUAUGAGAGUGUCGUCAACUCUAUUCAGUCUCGUGACCCUCCUAUGGCUCUUGAUUAUGUUAUUACCUUUUUAUUAACUGCUGAGACUCGUAUGGCUGAAUACACCCCUUCCAUGACGUCUGAUUCUACCACUCAAGUGUUUUAUGCUAAUCGUGGCCAUGGCUUUUCCAAUCGUGGGUCCUCCUUUUCCCUUGGUGGUCGUCGUGGCGGCUUCUCUGGCUCCCGUGGUGGUUUUUCUGGCCCCGGUUCUUCUCCUAGUCAAGGCAUCCUUCCUCUCCCUUAUCAGGCUCCCCUUUCCAUGCCCGUUGCUCUUAGCCAUGGUGGUUUCUCCUCUCCGUCUUAUGGUUCAUCUCCUGGUUUUAACGGUCGUUGA